AUAAGCGGCCCACUAAGAAUUGGGGGUAGGGUUUAUACUCCUCCAAGCCUAAACCCUGAUUCCCUCUCAUUCCCCUUUCCGAUUCGAAACAAUUCGUUGCGAGAAAAAAAAAAUGUUUACAGGUGGAAAGAGCUUCGUCUCUUCACCGCCGGCGUUCUCAAACGACGCCAAGCGCCUCCUUGUAUGCACCGGCAACACCGUCUCCAUUUUCAGCACCUCCACUGGUCUACAGACGGGUGAAUUGGAAGGUCAUGGGGCGAAGGUGACGUCGGUGAUAGUUGUUCCGGCUUCUACUCCGGCGAGUAAAGUGUUGUGUUAUUGCUGGACGUCGUCCCUCGAUGGGAAUAUCAAGUACUGGGAUUUUGCUGCUCCCGAAUUGAUGAAGACUAUUGAUAUUCGAUUCCCUAUCCACUCAAUGGUUAUUCCAAGUUUAUUAAGCCAGACAACUGAAAGCAGCGGGAAAAUUCAUGAUGUUUUUGCUUAUGUCUCUACCGAGGAUGUAAAAUUAAAGGCAGACAAAACUAUUUCCGUACGUGGACAGAUUCAGAAAUGUAAUCUGACGAAGUCCCGCUUAGUUGGUGGGCUUGAACUGGCCAAGAUUGAGCGACCGGGUUCCAUAAUCAUUAGUCCCUCUGGGAAUCAGAUCGGAGUGUAUGAAAAAUGCAAGCUUCUAAUAUGGGAAAUUCCAGCCAAAGAUCUUGACCAACAUUGUUUCAAGAAAAUUAGAUUGCAUCACACUAAAUCAUUUACAGCUAUGGCUUUUCAUCCAACUGAAAGGAUUUUAGCAGCGGGCGAUGUUACAGGAAGGAUCCUAGUAUGGAGAGGUGUUGGACGAAAAACAUUUUCGAAUGGUAAAUUAAUUAAUGGAGGGUUGAAUGAGGAUGAAGAUGAUAGUCCUGGAGUGAGAAGUGGCGAUGAUGCCGAUUCUUGUACCACAUGGCAUUGGCAUUCUUCACAAGUGAAUGUUCUCUUCUUCUCUUCAGAUGGUGCUUAUUUGUACUCAGGUGGCAGAGAGGGAGUUUUGGUUGUUUGGCAGUUGGACACUGGAAAGAAAAAAUUUCUCCCACGAAUUGGAUCCCCGCUUCUGUAUUACAUCAAUUCCCCGGACCCUACGCUAUCAUCUAUUUCAUGUACAGAUAAUCGAAUUCAACUGCUCAGAAUGCCUUCAAUGGAAAUCGUGAGAUCUAUUUCAGGGAUUAAGCUUCCAAGUUCACGGGCGGAAAUGUACGAUGCUUAUGGCUCGGGUGUUGUCUUCAAUCACACUGCUGGGUUGAUUGCAGUACCCACUGAGAAUUACCGUGUUCAGUUUUAUAGUUUGUUUGAUGACCGUGAGGUAUCAGAGGUUCAAAUAUGUGAGAGAAACCAUCAUCCGAGUGAUGAUAUAACGGUGAAGGUGAAUCUGGUAGCUCUUUCCCAAGAUGGCUCUACAAUGAGCACUGUUGAAACCAGACUUCCUGAAGAAGGAAUCGGUGGCCUUGUGAGUCUUAAGUUCUGGGCAUGUGACUCUCAGAGCAAACAGUUCAGCUUGUCUACCAUCAUAUAUGAACCUCACAGGGAGGCUGCGAUAUCAUCUAUAGCUUUCCGUCCAGCUAGUCACAUGGUUGUCAGUUCUUCACACGGUGGUGAUUUUAAGGUAUGGGUUCGUAGACAAGAGAUACACCCAAAGGAUCAGAAUACUGGAUGGACUUGCCAUGCUGUUGGAUCGUACAAGAAGAAGCCUCUGACUGCUCCUAUUACAACACUUUCAUUUGUUGGGAAGUCGUCAUAUCUCGUCUCUGCUUCACGAGGUGCAGACCCACUGUUGACAAUGUGGAGUAUGUCGAAGCUGUGUACAAUUUGGUCGUACAGGCUGCAUGCAGAGGCUAUUGCCUCUUCGAUGCUCAAUUCCACAUUUGCUGUUCUUGCUCCAUCCAAGUUAUUGAAAAGUACGGGGUCUACUGCAGGCACAUCACAGGGUGCAGAAGGGGCAAUCUUGCUAUUCAAUGCAGAAAACCCGGUGCCCUUCGCUACGUGGUCUGUGAGCAAGGCUCAGGGUGGAAGACUUUCUUUUAUCCAGUCAAGUCCUUUCUCAGACAAUGAUGUGGCUGACACAACAACAGCUGGUGAAUUACUCGCUUAUGUCAGUGGUUGCCAUGAAUACGUUGUGUUGAGCCCACAUGGCGAUCAAGAUAGUAAACUCAGCAUUUCUCGUCGACGAAAUUCCAGUAGCCUUGAUGAAACAGAGAGAUUCGGCUAUGCAUCUAUCUACGGUGAAUUACCAGAAUUCACAAUGGAAAUCGAUCAGACUCCAUUUGAAUCAAUGCCGCAAUCAGAGAAAACCUGGAAGACAAUAUUCAGCGGUCCAUCUCACAGUCUUCCUCCCCUGCCCAAGUUGUGUUCGGACUUUCUUGAAUCAUUGCUGGAGAGAAGAUCUACAGUCGUGGAAUGAGCUGUUCAAAGUUUGACCCUGUUUGACUUUUCCGGUGGUAAUAUAAUAUACACCAAAUGGAAGGGGAAUUAGCUUACAAGUGACUGAGAUUCUGAUAUAUAUAGCUCCACCAAAUGAAAUUUUGCUCAUCAUAUAUUAAGUGUAUUUUUAUUUAAAUUUUUUUUUAGAAAACAUGCCUAUCGACCUUUUACGAUGCUGUAGAGUGAUUGUUUUGUUGUAUAACGAGGAUCCAAGUAGAUGAUGAUUGAUGAUCAAAGAUUUAGUGAAUGGUUUCCAUAA
This is a messenger RNA of Erythranthe guttata (spotted monkey flower), 2707 nucleotides long. NCBI's taxonomy places the organism in Eukaryota, Viridiplantae, Streptophyta, Magnoliopsida, Lamiales, Phrymaceae. The record is from RefSeq and is a predicted model, not a curated record.